AUGUCCAGCCAGCGUGCCUUCCCGAACGUUGUUGUGAAGGCGGACCCCGCUCUUUGCGAAGACUGUCAGUUGCUCUUCAAAGACAUCAUAUCAGGUCCCGAUCUACUAGACAGCCGGUGGGAGACGGUACAGUCCGACCACAAUACUCUUACCCAUUUGAAAACCCAUCUCGAUAAUUACUUGGAUUCUCUUCGACGAUCUGCCAAGGGCGGUUGCGGUCUUUGCAAAAUUUUGACGCAAGAGCUCGGUGCCGGUGUUGGAACUGCUUCCACGUCUACCUAUAGCAUCUUUUUCUGGGGAACAAUCCCUCAAAGGUGCGAGUUCAAAGUCGCUCUGGGUACGGCGAGCCACUUCGUCAGACAUAUCAAAGAAUGGGAGCAUCGGCCAGUAUCAAUCUUGUUCUUCCGGAAAAAUGGAAUUUACGACAGCCCGUCCAUUCCCAGCAAUGUGCAGACUGCCCGGCACUCAGCCUUGCACGUACUCCCAGAUCCAGACCCGGGAUCCGAAGCAGCUUUUCAGCGAGCGAAGCAUUGGUUAGACAACUGUAUGAACAGGCAUGAAAGGUGUGCACGGGCUCCCAGUUCUCUUCCAAAACGUGUGGUGGAUCUUGGAACGUCAGAGGAUCUUUCGAGCAUUAAGUUGUACGUCACCCAGCGCGAACCUGCCCCUUACAUGACGAUUUCCUACAAGUGGGGCGAAGACCACCCGUUGAGAACGCGGAAUAGCAACUUAGAACAGCGAUGCGAAGGAAUCCCUCUCGAAGCUUUCCCGCGGACGCUAAGGGAUGGUGUUGUCAUCGCAAAGACUCUUGGUUUCCGAUAUAUCUGGAUUGAUUCUCUCUGUAUCAUUCAGGGAAACAAGCUUGACUGGCAUCAGCAGUCCGGAGAGAUGACUGCAAUUUAUGGCAAGUCCUUGUUAAACAUCUCGGCGAGCAGCGCAGAGUCAAACAGGGCUGGAAUACUAAGAACGCGUCCGGAGCAGAAGCUCAGGGUCGGCUUCUGGUUUCAUUCACACUCUGACGGACAUUAUGAGACAAUCUACGGGGGCGGUCCCAACAAAACCCUAGAUCUCGAAAAGAAGGAGAUCUCCGAACGAGGCUGGGUAUUUCAAGAAAGACUGGUUUCACCCGCAACCCUGCACUAUACCGACGAGGGAAUGCUUUGGGAAUGUGUGAGCGGUCUCUUUCUAGAACACCACCAGAAUGUCUCUCAAGUCAAGUGGAAAGAAGACUGGAAGAUUGCCAUAGAUGGCGGGCAUGCUCUUGUCCCACAGCCAUCGAUUGGGAAGGGGAAAAGAAAGACGAAGGACCCUCACAGGAGUUGGAAGGAUUGGCUCUGUGCUUACUCUGAAAGAAAUCUGUACGAAUUUGAGGACAAAUUCCCGGCCAUGGCAGGCGUUGCCAAAACAUUCGCCACUACAUUCGGUCUGCGAUAUGCUGCAGGCUUAUGGCGGGAAAACAUGGUCUCUGGGUUGAUGUGGAGACGGUUCAACCGCACGAGUAGCCUGAUUCGGUUCAAAGGUCGGUACAUUGCGCCGAGCUGGAGCCCCUUCUCUGUAAAGGGCCGACUUGAAUAUCGGCAUGUCGACCUCUUCGCGUCUGAGGCUGGUCCUGUGCUAGAUAUCAUCAAAGUCAUGGUCGAGGAAGAAGACCCUGGCAGCUGUGGCCAGGUUAUGGGUGGUGAGAUCGUCGCCAAGGGCCUUUUACAACCUGUCGUUCUGGACAGAAAUCUCCAUCCGUAUGUCAGAAAGAGGGACUUUCAAGAGUGUGGCGUUGUCGAGGGCUUUAAGAACUGCGUCAAUGUCUAUUGCAUGCUUGAUGAGUAUGAUGACAAGACCUCCGAUCCGUUAUACCAUUGUUGGUGCUUGAGGCUGGGGUCGUUUGACUCUGACGACCUAGUUGCCGACAUGUUCUUGUUGCUGAAAGAGGAAGACUUAUCCAAGCACAUCUUUCGACGCGUUGGUCUUGCAGAGACUGAUGCUCGGACCGAUGUAAAGAACGUCACCCGGCAGUCUGGUUUGCUGUCGCAGCCGGUGUUUACAGAAGUCACUUUGCUCUGA
Fonsecaea multimorphosa CBS 102226 is the source of this 2058-nucleotide messenger RNA. RefSeq lists its product as uncharacterized. The record is from RefSeq and is a predicted model, not a curated record. The transcript has a single exon. The coding region runs from base 1 to 2058 and encodes 685 amino acids. Lineage: Eukaryota; Fungi; Ascomycota; Eurotiomycetes; Chaetothyriales; Herpotrichiellaceae.